This is a messenger RNA of Dreissena polymorpha, 2342 nucleotides long. Its product is annotated as ATP-dependent DNA helicase RecQ-like. The transcript has 2 exons. Bases 14 to 1351 code for a protein of 445 amino acids. Gene Ontology annotation, cellular component: chromosome; nucleus; nucleoplasm. The record is from RefSeq and is a predicted model, not a curated record. NCBI's taxonomy places the organism in Eukaryota, Metazoa, Mollusca, Bivalvia, Myida, Dreissenidae. Gene Ontology annotation, biological process: telomere maintenance; double-strand break repair via homologous recombination. Gene Ontology annotation, molecular function: four-way junction helicase activity; nucleic acid binding; ATP binding.
GUCGUCCGUAGAAAUGGAUUUUCGUCGUGCAUGCGAAUACUUUAAAAUUGAGAAUUUAAACGACUUUCAGAGUAAAAGUAUCUCAAAUCUCUUAAAUGGGCGCGAUGUCUUUUUAAGCACUCGGACAGGUGGAGGGAAAAGCUUGGUGUAUCAGAUUUAUCAAUUUAUCAAAAGAGAACAGUGCACUGGCUGUCAAGUUGUUGUCGUUACUCCACUUUUGUCAAUAAUGAAAGAACAAUGUGAAUACCUGACUUCCCUCGGAUUCAAAGCUACGUUUAUCGGACGAGAUCCUAAUGAAGAAUCAGAUAUUUUAUCUGGGAUGCAUGACUUUAUUUAUUCUUCCCCGGAGAGUCUUCUUGGCGUUCAAAAGUGGAGGGACAUGAUGGCGAACAGUACUUCCAUUAAACUUAUUGUUGUGGAUGAGGCUCAUACAAUAAUACAAUGGGGAGAGGCAGACAGUGAGCAGGAGAAGGAGCCAUUUCGCGAGUGGUUUGGGAAGUUAGGAGAAGUUCGUUCUUUGGUCGAGUGUCCCAUCUUAUUAAUCACUGCCACGGCAAAUAAAGCUGCUCGAACUAAAGUGAAACAACUAUUUUGUUUGCAAAAAUGUUUUGAAAUUGUUGACAGUCCAGAUCGUCUAAAUAUCAAAUUAUUCUGUCAUAGGUAUACGGGAAGCUUGCCUCUUAGUUUAGUGUUCAAGUAUUUGGUAACUUCAAUCAAAGACAAGAAAGAAAAAAGUGAAAGAUACCUUAUAUUUUGUACAUCCAUAAAAAAUUGCACUGAUGUGUAUACAAUGUUAAGAAUGGAACUGGAUAAAGACAUAAACUAUGUGCAUAUGUAUCAUUCCCAGACUGCAGAAAAUGUCAAGGAGGUUAUAAAAAAAGACAUGGGACAUGAUGAUGGCUUGAUUAGACUGUUAGUGGCAACUAGUGCUGCUGGCAUGGGCGUUAAUUUUAAAGGGGUAAAUCAAGUAAUAAACUAUGGGGUUCCGAAGAACAUGGAUACUUUUGUUCAGCAGUUGGGAAGGGCAGGUAGAGAUGGAACUCAGGCUAUGGCACUUUUAUUAUAUUGUGGCAGACAGUGUAAAGGUAUUGAUAGUGAUAUGAAGAAUUACAUAAGUGAUGAUUCAAAAUGUCGCAGGAAUUUGUUAUUGAGUGCAUAUAAUACUGAUGUUAAUAAGGGCCUGCUAAAGCACUUGUGUUGUGAUAUUUGUGAACAACAAUGUGAUUGUGGUAGUCCGGACUGUAAAUUGUACGCCCAUCCUGUUGUUCAAGCUUUGACAGAGGACAUAUCUGAUGUUGAAACAAGCUCUUCUAGUUCAGAAAGUUCCAACAGCUUUAGUGAUUUUAGUUAAUGGAAUGGAUAUUAUUUGUAGACAUUUAGGCAUUACAUUUGUUCAUUUUAAUCCGUUUUCGGCAAUAAUAUGUGAUUAAUCAGGUAUGUCACCUGACAUAUACAAUGUACUGUAGCAACCUUAACACAUUUUAAUUGUUUUGGUACAUUUUCAUAUUAUUUUUGUUUGAAAGAAUAAAAUACUUUUUAUCAAUACACACUUGUUCAUAGAAGCAUCCAUUUGGAAUAACUGUACUGAUGAUAUUUUAAGUGGUUUAAUUUAAAAUAUUCACCCAAGAACAAAAAAAAAACAAUAUUUUACAUCAUGUUGUUUAGGUUUAAAAAAAAAAAAUUAUUCAAAAAGGUAAUUUGCCAAUUUUAUCUUUAAAUUGGUCAUAAAAUGAUGAAAAUUCCCUGUAAUUAUGAUAUCAAGCUUUCUGAAAGAUUUCUUUGUAAGAUACCAAUUGUGAUAUUCAGAAGCAGUGAAAUAAAAUUCCCAAGUGUAUGCUGGGAUACUUUAAUUCAUGUAACUUAUUAUUAAGCUUUAUAUACACACAUACUUCAUAGCACAUAGUUGUUAAUUUGUUUAUCAGGUCCAGGGGACGGUUUCAACAAACAUUGUACGACAAAUUUAGAAUACUAUUCAUAAUAUAAAAAAAACAUUAUUGCAAAACACCAAGGCAUAUUAUUAUUUUGCCGUCGGAAUAUGUUUUGUGUGGAUAUUUAUCAUCAUCUUGUAUAUUUCACUCUUCAAAUUUUAGUCGUAAAUUAAGAUUGUCGUACGAUCUUUGCUGGAACGACCCCCAGUGUUUAAUAAGCUCCUUCUGGAAUAAUUAUCAAUAUGCAUUAUAAGCUGCCUUAUUAUUAAGAACAAGUUACUGUAUUACUUUUUGUAUAACCAACUUUUAAAUAUUUGCUAUUUUCGCACUUUUCAAAGAAUUCUGCGUUUACUUGUUUAAUUGUGUUUGUUCAACAUGUACUUCAAACAAUAAAACCCAAAAUACAAAUAUUAA